This is a messenger RNA of Maudiozyma saulgeensis, 1755 nucleotides long. Lineage: Eukaryota; Fungi; Ascomycota; Saccharomycetes; Saccharomycetales; Saccharomycetaceae. The record is from the annotation of a GenBank genome assembly.
AUGACGAGUACCGAUAUGCAAUCCAAAAUAGAUACAUUACGAGAAUUAUUUCCAGAUUGGUCAGAAUCUGAUUUAACUGAAUUAGUUCAAGAAUAUAAAGAUUUAGAGACAAUUAUUGAUAAAAUUACAUCAGGUGUUGCAACGAGGUGGGAUGAAGUUAAAAGACCAAGCCGUAAAGAAAGAAAAGAACAUGCAGCUCAAUUACAAAAGACUCAACAAGCUCAAUUAUUAAGUCACGUUUAUGAAGAACCUGAUGCUUCAAUAAAUAAUAACACAAAUAUAAAAAAUAGUAGGCAACGCAAUAGUAGUAAUAGUUAUCAAUCUACAAAGAAUAAAAAGACUACAAGAACAGCACCAGCCGCAACAGCAACAGCAACAACAACAACAACAACAACAAGUAAUAGCAACACUGCAACAGCACCUUCUAAUGUACAUACAAAAUCUGUUUCUCAUACUUCUUCAUGGGCAACUGUUAUCUCUACAGAUAAGAAGAAAGCUGAUGAAAUUGAAACAGAAAUUGAACAACAACCUGCAGCUCCAAUAAGUACUGCUACAAUUGCAAGUUCUGGGAAAAAAAUGAGUUGGGCCUCUGUAGCAACUCCAAAACAAAAAAUUGAACCAAAAAAAUCUCCUCUUGAAAAUGUUGAUUCAUUAAAGACUGAAAUUGAUAAUAUUACAUCCGAAGAAGAACAACCUUCUGAAGUAGUAGAACAAGAAGAAAAAACCUCCGAAGAAGAAGAAAGCUCUUCAGAAGAAGAAAGUUCCGCAUCAGAAGAAGAAAAUGCCCAAGAAGAAGAACAAGUAUCAGAAAAGACUCCAGUUGCUGUAAAAUCAUCAUCUCCACAACAAAAGAAGAAGAAAGAAAAGGCUCCUGUCUCUGCUCCUGCCGCUACAGCUACUCAAUCUGCUCCUGUAUCUGCUUCAGAAUCAAAACCUUCUACUCAACCAAACGUUGCCCCUCAAGGUCAAGAUGCUUAUGGUCAAUAUGGUUCCGCCCAACAACAACAGCAACAACAACAACAACAAGCUGCUGCAAUGGCACAACAAUAUUACAUGUAUCAAUCUCAAUUCCCAGGAUUUUCUUAUCCAGGCAUGUAUGAUAACCAAUAUGGUUACGCUCAACAACAAUACGCUCAAUACCAACAGUAUCCACAGUAUGCUCAAGGUCAGGUUGCUGGUGCAAAUGCCAAUGCUGCCUAUGGCAAUGCUAACGCUCAACAACAACAAGCAGGUUAUGAACAAUAUGCUAAUCAAGGUAAUACAGAAGCUGUUCAAGGUGAAACUUCUCAACAACAACAGCAACCACAACAACAACCACAACAACAAGCUUACGGACAACAAGCUUAUAUGCCAUACUAUGGUAAUUAUGGUUAUCAACAAUCCUUCCCAUAUGGCCAACAACAACAAUAUAGUAAUGCUAACAAUGGAUACGCUCAACAACAACAACCACAACCACAAAAACAAGAUGGUACUUCUCAACAAAGAGAUUCUACCUCUAGCCAACAAAGUGAAGAAGUUGCUGAUUUGCAAAACCAAGAAGGUGCUACUCAAGCUAACUUGACUCAGCAACAACAAUUACAAUAUCAACAAUAUUAUCAGUUGCAACAACAACAAUUGCAACAACAGCAGCAACAACAACAACAGCAACAACAACAACCACAAUCUAAGCAAGAUGGUUAUGGUCAACAAGAUGGUGCUGCUUACGGCUACUCCAAUUACGAUUAUCAACAAGCUUCCUCUAGGGGCUAUUACUAA